Coccidioides posadasii C735 delta SOWgp is the source of this 2646-nucleotide messenger RNA. RefSeq lists its product as uncharacterized. The record is from RefSeq and is a predicted model, not a curated record. Gene Ontology annotation, molecular function: GTPase binding. Lineage: Eukaryota; Fungi; Ascomycota; Eurotiomycetes; Onygenales; Onygenaceae.
AUGGACCAAGCGGGCCCUUACCAUGAAGCGUCAUCGGACGCUGAUAUCUACGAGCCAAACGAACUUGAGAAGCCGAAACCACGAGCCCUACCCGAUGAUCUCCCUACGUCUUUGGACGAUCGCCGCUCGGUGCCCACAUACACCGCAGAGACAGAGAUGUAUGACGGUUGGCAAGGCCAAUCUCAAUUCCUGACAAGUCCUGUUCCCACGAAGCCAUUAACGUUUAACCUCACCCUCAAUGACCACACGCAUGACGAUGACCUUGGCUUUCGAACGAGCGCCUACCCAGAGAAUGGACGCAUGGAAGGCAGUGACGCGCGACUAAUGGAGAUGCUAGCAGCUCAGGCCGCGCACAGAGAUGUUGGCAUCGCGGGAACUGAUGAAGACGACAUUGCUGCCGACAAGAAAUUGACGGACGAGCAAAAGCGCGAUAUCCUGCAGAAGACGUUGAACACAGCCGCCAGCAACGGCGACGUCGAGAGGGUGAAGAAACUGCUGAACGGAGAAGCAAGCCGAUACGUCGACGUUGAUCUACCGGAUGAGGAGGGGACGGUGCCGUUGAUAUAUGCCAGCUGCUUCGGCCACCACGAGGUUGUCACUGCACUGCUUGAAGCGGGAGCGCAGGUUGAUAACCAGGACCGCAAUCGGUGGAGCGCAUUGAUGUGGGCGAUGACGAAUCGGCAUAAGACCAUUGCAAAGGUCCUGCUCGACUAUGGGGCAUCUCCCGAGAUCAGAUCUUCUUCUGGAGGUACAGCUUUCGAUUUCGUGCAGCCUGGGACGGACAUCUCGAACUACCUGCAAGAGAACGGCUACAAUUUUGGGUCAUCUGGUAUCAACAACGACUUCUAUGACUCUGGUUUCGGUCACGGUAGAUUUGAGGAGGAAAUGGCUGAAAAUGAGAUAAAAAGACGAAUGAUGAUGGAAGAAAGCGCAAUGAAUUUAGAGGUUGACUUGUCUAGCCUGGGCCUUGACGAGAAACUCGACGCUAUGGACGAUGAAUUGGAAGACCAACAGGAGUUCGUGUGGGACCGGUGUCUUCAUGAUCAAAUGUUUGUUUUCCAGGAGCACGAACUUGACAGGAUCUUGGAUAUUAUAAUUACCACUAUGACACCGCAGCGUUCUCCGUCUCAGAAGCCCAUCCCCGCAAACGUCCUAUUCCUAUGUGCUCGAUACGCCCAUUACCAUGCCAGCCCAGAACUCCUGAGCACGUUGCUCUUGUCGGCAACAGAUCGGAUCAAUGCCGUGGUAGAAAAACAUCAGUGGGAUAUGACCAUUUUGGCGUUUUGGAUAUCUAAUGCUACGUUAUUACUUCACUACCUGAAGAAGGACGGGGAAUUGGUAUCGGCAACGGUCGAGUUUCAACUCCAUCUCGCAGAACUCAUCAAUGAUAUCUUUAUCCUGAUUAUCCGCGAUGCAGAGCGGCGCAUGGACAAAGUUUUCGAUAACGCGAUGCUCGAACAUGAAACAAUUCCGGGAUUCGAAGACGUUCAUUUUCAAAAUGAGUGGAAACUCUUCCGAUCUAAAUCGAAAGUUAAGCCUGAACCGUUGGAGAAGAGACUGAGACCGCCUUCGCCGAAGCGACGGGCAGAAAUCUCUCCGCGAAAUAUUACCUCUUUGCUCUCCUCGACUCUUUUUGUGCUGGACCUUUACGAUGUCCACUCCGUCAUCACUGCCCAAAUACUUUCUCAGUUGUUCUACUGGCUGGGUGCGGAGCUCUUCAACCGGAUUAUGACGACGAGGAGAUAUCUUGCACGCACGAAAGCAAUGCAGAUAAGGAUGAACGUAUCUGCACUUGAGGAUUGGGCGCGGUUGAACAACCGACAGCCGGAACACUACGAGAACGGAUCUACCACCUGCACGGGCGAGAGCACGGUUGAGGCAGCCCGCAAACAUCUUGAGCCGGUUGUCGAGUUACUACAGUGGCUGCAGUGUUUCUCGUCGCUGGGUGACGAUUUAGACUCCCUGAUUGCAACUCUACAGCAACUACCACGCCUGACCCCAAUACAGCUCCUUCACGCCGUGAAACUGUAUCGGCCAGAGGUGGGCGAGAAGGGGCUUCCGAAGAGCGCGAUGAAAUAUAUCACAUCUUUGAAGGACGACCCAUAUCUGCUGUACCGGCCAACAUCACCAAAGGCCGAAACAACUCCCACAUCACAGGCGACGAAUGCCGCCCCUUCGACGCCCACUGUGGCGACUAUGCCUGGUAAAGAUGGCGAUUCAGCCGAACCGGCAACGCCCCAGACACCGCAACUGCAACCACCUUCGACCUCACAGCCACAGCAACAGUCUCCAUCGCAGGCAUCCCCUCAACCGGCGAUCUCCGCGUCAGAACGCACAUCCCUACUACUUGACCCAGCGAUGACCCUUCCCUUUUCUCUUCCGACAAGCACGGAUAUGCUGAUCAGCUACGGAGCCGGGUUUGGAGGGACGAACCGGGACCGGGAAAGAAAGUAUAUCCCGACCGUUCCCACGGAGUUUCUGGCGAGGUUUGAUAGAAGCUGAACGCGGGCCGUGGUUGAUAAUAUCGUGGCGGGAGACCUGGUUUGAAUCUGUACACAUAUUACUCCGUACCACAUUUUUUGAGAUCCAUGUACAGAGCAGCAGAUGCUCGAUGGAGCGUCCGGCAGACAGCUCAGCACAAAGAAA